Messenger RNA from Metopolophium dirhodum (rose-grain aphid), 624 nucleotides. RefSeq names its product KRAB-A domain-containing protein 2-like. Gene Ontology annotation, molecular function: nucleic acid binding. Gene Ontology annotation, biological process: DNA integration. Bases 1 to 624 code for a protein of 207 amino acids. NCBI's taxonomy places the organism in Eukaryota, Metazoa, Arthropoda, Insecta, Hemiptera, Aphididae. The record is from RefSeq and is a predicted model, not a curated record. The transcript is spliced from 2 exons.
AUGGAUUCUGAAUUAAAAUCAAAUUAUUGCAAUAUCACGAACGAAACUAUUAUGGCAUAUUUAAAUCUAUGCACACAUUGUCAAAAAAAGUCAUCUAAUCCUAAAAGAGGCUUACUUUCGAAACCUAUUUUACAUUCUACUUUUAAUUCAAGAGCUCGAAUCGAUUUAAUUGAUAUGCAAUCACAAAAUAUUAAUGGAUUCCGCUUAAUUUUAAAUUAUCAAGACCAUCUUACAAAAUUCGUGUUUCUCAGAGCUUUAACGAGUAAACGUGUGGAAGAGAUUGCACACAAUUUGUUGGAUAUGUAUACAACUUUCGGGGCACCGGCCAUUCUACAAUCAAACAAUGGCCGAGCAUUUGUUAAUUCGAUAAUUAAUGAGCUUCAUUCCAUGUGGUCAGAUGUAAAAAUAGUACAUGGCAAACCUAGACACAACCAAAGCCAAGGGUCUGUAGAGAGAGCUAACCACGACGUCGAAGACAUGCUAGCAACAUGGAUGGCACAAAAUGUAUGCAAAGAUUGGCCUUCGGGGUUAAAGUUUAUACAAUUUCAAAAAAACCGUGCAUUGCAUUCAGGCAUUGGAAGAUCUCCUUACGAAGCAACGUUUGGAUGCAAAGCAAGAGUUUGA